Messenger RNA from Cuscuta europaea, 1561 nucleotides. The record is from the annotation of a GenBank genome assembly. Lineage: Eukaryota; Viridiplantae; Streptophyta; Magnoliopsida; Solanales; Convolvulaceae.
AUUUUCUCGAUCUCCUGCGAAGAUUUCUUGAUCAGUGCGGCUCCUCUUCCAAGAUCUCCGGGAGCAUUUUCUACCAGCCUAAAAAUCAAAUGUUGAAUUUCGCCCGUAAGACAUAUCCGCAUUUGAGGUCAUCCGCUAGAUCUUCGCUUACUGUGAUUAUCAAGCUCUUUGUAACAAAAGCUGGAAAUGUAUUCUCAAUUGGAGCCGAGAAGGAUUCAUUUGUUGUUUCUUACCUGGUAGAUAGAUGUGGAUUUUCUCCAGAGAAGGCUCUUUCAGCUUCUAAUUAUAUAACAUUCAACACCCCAGAUAAACCGGAGUCUGUGCUUUCCUUCUUGAAAAAUCAUGGAUUCAAAGAAACGCAGAUCUCAGAAGUAGUUCGAAGAUCCCCCCAAGUACUGCUGUGUAAUCCCCAAAACAUCCUUCUGCCCAAGAUUGAAUUUUUCAAGUCUUUAGGUUUCACAGUGGAAGACUACACUACUAUGCUGUGUGGUUGCCCUAGUAUUUUCAGGAGAAGCCUAGAGAAUAAUCUUUUCCCAACUAUACAUUUCCUUAAACAGUUUCUACCUUCUCCUGAGAAGCUAAAAGUUUCCCUAAAGCGUAGCCCUUGGAUUUUUUCAAUAUCAACUCAGGCUAUAAUGCUAUACAAUAUUCGCAUUCUGAAGGAAAUGAAAGUGCCUGAAUCAAAAAUUGCGCAUUAUCUUCACCACCAGCCUAGAUUGUUCAUCAAGGACAAGGAUAAGUUUGUAAAGAUUUUGGAGGAAAUCAAGGGAAUGGGGUUUGACCCAUCCCGAAGAACAUUUAUGGUUGCAGUGCAUGUGUUUUGUUCCAUGAGUAAAUCAACUUGGGAAAAGAAGGUACACGCUUAUAAGAAUUGGGAACUUUCAGAGGAUCAGAUAAUUGAAGCUUUUGUGAGGAACCCAUGGAUUAUGGCAUGCUCUGAAGAAAAGAUUUUACAAGGAAUGGGUUUUCUGGUAAACAAAAUGGGAUUCAAGUCUUCGGAUAUCUUGAGAUCCCCAGUGAUGUUUAUGCUUAGUUUGGAGAAAAGGAUCAUUCCUAGGUCCUUUGUUUAUCAAACACUGGCAGCGGAGGGUUUGUUAACAGAGGACCUAAAGCUACUCUCAAGAAUGUUGGUCGCAUCUGAAGAAAAGUUUCUAAGUAAGUUUGUAAAAUGCUAUGAGAGCAAAGUUCCUGACCUGCUGAAGCUGUAUCAGAUGUCUGGCGGCAUUCCUUAAGUAGACUUUACUUGAUAGGUUUGUUACCUAUUGUUUUGGUGUUCAUCUGUAUUUAUAGUUUAAAACAAUAUCCAAUUAUUCUUAAUGCCAUAAUGAGUUGGUAUAGAUCAUCACUGAGAUGACAGUCUUCUUGAGGUUUUCUGAAAUUCGCUAUCAUUUCUCUUAGCCGUUAGACAUUUGCAAGUUGAAAGUUGAAACAUCAUAGUCAUGAUGUUGGUCCCGGUUGUAUAGAUGAUUGUGGUACUGGCACUGGCACUCAGUGGCGGAACCAGCUCGGGCACCUUGGAGGGGCACUUAAUGAGAAAGCGAAGGUCUCCGAAAGAUGUUGC